This is a messenger RNA of Clupea harengus (Atlantic herring), 5303 nucleotides long. Its product is annotated as 5'-nucleotidase domain-containing protein 2-like. NCBI's taxonomy places the organism in Eukaryota, Metazoa, Chordata, Actinopteri, Clupeiformes, Clupeidae. The record is from RefSeq and is a predicted model, not a curated record. Gene Ontology annotation, molecular function: 5'-nucleotidase activity.
GUCUCAUUUUCUUUCUUUCUUUCUUUCUUUUUUCUGUCUUCCUUUCAGUCUGUCAUUCUUUCCUUCUAUCUGGGUUGUACGUGCAUGCAGAGAGAGAAAGAGGGAGAGCGAGAAAGAGGCAUGCCGUCAUGCCAUGGAUGAGGUUGCCACCAUUUACUUUCCCUUCAGGACUCAAAACCAAUCCAUUCCAUAUCUUGCCUUCAACCAUCAGAAUCCAAGGGCAUUGACUUGCACCUGGAAACCACUCUUCAGACCAAAACGUUUUAGGCAUCGGACUUGAGCUGAUGGACUGUGUUUUGUUUUGUUUGUUUGUUGGUGUUUUUUUGUACAGUAUUAGCCUUUUAAUAAUUACCGAAAGGCAAGAUGCCUCGGUUAUUGAAGUGAAGAGGAAAAAGAAAGAAAGAAAGAAAGAAAGAAAGAAGAGCUGUAAAAAUAAUCAUGUUAAAUAACACAAAUGAAGUUUGGCUUGAGACUGUGCUGUAUUCUACACUGUGCUGGCAUGUAGCAUGUGUUGGGCCUGUUCACUGUCACUGUGUUACUCGCCUGUGUGAGGGACCCUUGCACAGACACACACUCACACACACUCACAGACACUCACACAGACACACUCACAGGGUAAGGCCCUGCUGUGUUGGGUGGAUCACUGAAAAACAACGACAACAAAAAAACAAACACUUUGGUUUAUUGUUUUAUUUAAUUUUUUGUCUAGUUUUGUUUACAAUAUGUGACCAUUCAAAUGGCCAGCUCCCUCCCUCUGUGACUGCUGUGCACUGCUGUGGCCCAUCGAUUAAAGACUCUUUGGGCCCUCAGCCCUGUUCAGGCGCCCUCUGAGAGGAGGUCCCCCCAUCACAGCCGUCUCCGAGAGAUGUGCCCUCCUCAGGUUCGGUGACCAGUCAAGUCAUUCAGGAAAUACAGGAGACGCAACAGCCACAGCCCAACUCCCAACUAUGCACAGCCCCACGGCCGCCUCGAACCCAGGUCACCCGGGGACCACCAAGCACACACCUGUGGACUGUUAGACUUCCUAUCAUGGUCCCUUACGCCUGAAGUGUGUGUGUGUGUGUGUGUGUGUGUGUGUGUCAGGGCUUUUCUAGCAUCAUGGUUUGGCUCUACAGCUAGAAAUUUCAGCAAAGUCAUUUUUUAUUUUUCACACCGAAGUUACAAAGACAUUUCAUUGAAACGUUCAUUUUAGUGUGGAAAAAGAAUCAUGCAACAGAACUAGGUUAUGAGAAUAGUGCCUUAAUUUUGAUUAUUUGCAGUUUCAAUUGAUUUCUUUUUUUCCUCCUUAGGAAAAAAAAAAACAAACAUAUUUUGUUUGUUGAAAGUAUUGCAGUAUUUCUGAAAGUUGGGAAUGUUUUAGAAUACUUUUUUUUUUUUUUUUUUGUAAAGAUAAAUUGAGAUAAAAAUAAAUUGUUCAAUUUAUUUGUGCUAGGUCAUGUUGACACUGCCCCUGACCCCUGACGUGAAACUUUGGAAGUGCUCAAUUUGUCGCCCCAAUCAUGUGUUCGCGGCAUGAAGAUGAUUAACCGGUUUAAUGCCCGCUGUGUCCCGUUGACGCGCGUGUAGGAAGCCCGUGCUCAUAGCCAAAGCACAAGUAGGAGUAAAAACCAGAGAGCCCCCUUUCUUUUCAGAGUAUGGGAGUCUGGCGUCCUCACACACUCCAAAACAGUUCGCUUGCCGUUGAUUCAGUUAACCAAUGUUGUCAUUGAAUGGAAGACCGAUUCUAUGUUGCUGCUUGACGUAAAUGGCCGUGUACUAAAGGGGUUUCAUAGGCUGUUAACUUCAACCUCUACCUGUGUUAUUUGUGUGUGUAAAAUAUGUGACGCUUGUCUCAAACGUCCUCUAACUGUAAAACGUUUUUAUCCUCUGAUUCGCUUUGGUACAUUUUAUUAUUAAGGUGGAACUCUGGGGGGGAAAAGAUGGCUCGUUAAAAGAUAUUACGGUUUUGUCCUCCCUGAAUUUGAUUUGUGAGCUGAAUAUUUAGUGUCUUGGAAAAAAUAAAGUUACAUAAUGUCUAUCUGCUCCUUGUAUGACUUGUUUUUUGUGUGUAGUGCUGUUGGUGUUUAAAUCACAUCUUUAUGUGUGCACGCUGAACCAGGAUAGGAUAAUGCGAGUUGUUUUUGCUUAUUUCUGACGGUCGCAGUUGCAUAAUGCCAUCUGUUGAAUAUUCCCGGUUUGACAAUUGAUGUGGCAUGUGGGUCUAUUUUUUUUCUGGAGGCGGGGUUUUAAAAUUGAAAAUACCGAUGGUCUAGGAGAGAUUGCGAUCACCAAAUGCUGAAGAGUCGGGGCUUUCACACUUUAUCUGACCGCCUCCGGGUUUCUCUCAUGAUCUGCAAAGUUAAUAUGAAGUUCUAGAAUGUCUUACAAAACUGCUGGAAUCCUCGGUCGUGUUCUUCUGCAAAGUGGCAACAGGACACCACCUCUUGCCAGGUCCUUAAAACUUCAGAAUUACAGUAAAUGUUCGUCCUGCGGUGUGAGUAAUCAAGAGGGCAAAUCUAAGCCAUGUACUUCGGCUUCUCCGACCUCCCCCGCCGCGCACAGGCACCAGGUAGGCGGCAAGAAGCGCACCGAGGAGACGCUGACCUUGUCCGGAAGGUCCUACUCUUCAACCGCCCUCAAAGUGGACCAGAAGACCUACCUGUGGGCAAGAUACAGUGAGAUGAAACGUCUGGUACAUGAUCUGAUCCCUCCUGGCGUGUGCACGCUGCUCAACUCCUCCGCCAUCUACGCCAACAACGAGGUGAGCCUGGCCGAGGUGGACAUCUACGGCUUCGAUUACGACUACACACUGGCCCUCUACUCCAACGCUCUCGACUCAAAGAUCUACACCACCGCACGAGACUUCCUCAUCGAGCACUACAAGUACCCUGAGGGCAUCAGAAAAUAUGAUUACAUUCCCAACUUUGCCACUCGGGGGCUUCACUAUGAUAUUCAGAAGGGUCUUCUGAUGAAGAUAGAUGCCUUCCACUAUAUCCAGCUAGGAACGGUUUAUCGAGGCCUGAGGCCCGUCCCUGAUGAGGAGGUGCUGGAGCUUUAUAAAGGGACCCAUCACGUCCCACUGAACACCGACAGUGGCUUCUAUGGCAAGGGCCCAAAAGUGAAGCAGUUCAUGGACGUCUUCUCCCUGCCGGAGAUGACCCUGCUGGCCGUGGCCAACGACUUCUUCAUCUCUAGCAACAUCGAGUACGACCCCGUGCACCUCUACCGAGACGUGUCGGAAGCUAUUGGGAUGGUGCAUAUUAAAGGCUACAUGUACAAAUGGAUCAUGCAGGACUUGGAGAAGUACAUCAUGAGCGGAGAGGAGACGUACGCUGUCCUGCAUCGCCUGGUCAGCCAAGGGAAGAAGCUUUUCCUCAUCACUAACAGCCCCUUCAGCUUUGUUGACAAGGGCAUGAAGUACAUGGUUGGCAAAAACUGGCAAGAGUUCUUCGACGUGGUCAUCGUUCAGGCGGACAAGCCGCACUUUUUCAACGACUGUGUCAAGCCGUUCAGGCGUUUAGAUGGCAAUGGAGAUCUUCAGUGGGACAAAAUAACCAGUCUGGAUAAAGGUCAGGUGUACAAACAGGGGAACCUCUUUGACUUCCUCAGACUGACAGGCUGGAGUGGCUCCAAAGUUCUGUAUUUUGGUGACCACCUCUACAGUGAUCUGGCGGACCUGAUGCUCCGUCAUGGCUGGCGUACGGGCGCCAUCGUCCCAGAGCUGGAGCUGGAGACCAAGGUGGUGAGCACGGAGCAGUACGCCCAGAGCCUCACCUGGCUGCAGGCCCUCACUGGCCUCCUGGAGCGCAUGCAGCUGCAUCGGGAUCCAGAGUCUAAAGAGGUACUCCUUGAAUGGAUGCAGGAAAGAGAGGAACUACGGCAAAAGACGAAAAACCUGUUCAACCCCCAGUUUGGGAGCAUCUUCCGCACGUGCCACAACCCCACCUACUUCUCCCGGCGCCUCUGUCGCUUCUCCGACCUCUACAUGGCCUCGGUCAGCUGCCUGCUGAACUACGACCUCUCCUACACCUUCUACCCGCGCCGCACGCCUCUGCAGCACGAGGCCCCGCUGUGGAUGGACCAGCUCUGCACCGGCUGCAUGAAGACGCCCUUCCUGGAGGAGAUGACCCACAUCCGCUAGACGGAGGACCAGAGAGGAGCCGGAUCUGGGCCGAACCGGGCCCAGACCAGGAACGGGUCCGUCUCAGGGUCGGCUCCUCUCUGGGGAUGGGAGUGGAGGAGACAGCGUUCUAAGUUUCUUUAGUGCUAAGUAGAGGUGGAACUUCUAGUAAAAGAAAAACUGGCAGAGAGAAAUAAUUAGGUGACAUGUAGUUAUGCGGGGCCAGAUGUAAUUUCCACACUGUGGUGAGAGUUCACAGUCUGGAGACGAGUCUUAUAAAAUGUGAACUAGAAACGCAUAGAAAAUAAACCCCAACAAAGCUGCAACUACUGGCUUUUUUAGUGAGCCGUGACCCUAACCUCCACCUUUCCUUGUACUUUUAGCCAAAGACUUUCAGUCCCCUCCAGAGUCCCACCUUCCCACCUUCAGCACUUGGAGAAACUAAGAAUUAGGUCACAUCAUCUGGCUGAGUUCAUAUGUGGACCAAUAAACACAGAAGGAACACAAACCUGUCUUUCCACCCAAACUCCCUGUAACCCUUGGAGUCUAAGCCCCAAUGAACUCAGUGCACAUUUGCAUCAGCUAAACUAAGCUUAUGAGCGUAAGUUUAAACCUCUGAUGGGUUACUUAGUAGAAUUAGCUACUACUCCUAAUGCGAUUAUUAGUGCUAAUAUUGAUACCAUUCUAAUUAUAGCAAACUUCUGAUUUGUCCUACCUUAGAUAUUGGGAAGCCACUGGGAAAAUCCACUGACUUUAUUGUGCAUUAUUGUUUAGUGAGAGUUGCAUUUUACCUUAUUUUUUUUACACCUGACUUGGAUGUUGUAAAUUAUGUUUUAGCUGCUAUUUGUUUCGUUUGUAUGGUGUUUCCCUGUAAAGAGGACCUAUUAUGCUUAGUUUCAGUGCUCACAAUUUUGUGGUUUACUAGAAACAGAAGUACGUGCUCCAGUGCUCCAAAACACAUUGUUUUUCUCAUACUGCACAUUCCCCGUCUGUCUGAAACGCUUUGUUAGAGCUCCUGUGUCAUUAAGCCCCCUCCCCAAUCAGCUCAGUGUGCUCUGAUUGGUUAGCUCUGCGGACAAUAAUAAUUGUGUUAUGAGAUUGCGUAAUCUUGUAACAAAAGAAAAGGGCUGGAAUUCUUACAAGGCAUUUCAGGCAGCUGAGAAAAAAGUGGUGUCUGUGGGAGAGAGGUACUCCCUCUGGUGUG